AUGGCUCCCCUUUGCAGCAACCAGACCCCCCUUCGCCUGGCCCGGGAAGCCGCUACGCUUUCUAAGUUACAAGGAGAGCAAUGGGAGGAAAAGAAAGCAUUUGUGCUAAAUGAGGGCAAAAUCGAGAUCAAAACAUUUUCCGAGCAAGUGCGUGUAAACAACACACCCCGUGUUGACACACAGCUUUCGGACGACGGGUCGGUACAGAGGACACUAAUGUUGUGUGUCCCGCCUGUCAGCUCGGCGAUGGGUCAUAAUUCUACGAAGAUCUAG
Molecule: messenger RNA, 273 nt
Organism: Penicillium expansum
Lineage: Eukaryota; Fungi; Ascomycota; Eurotiomycetes; Eurotiales; Aspergillaceae
Exons: 2
Coding region: 1-273 (90 amino acids)
Source: RefSeq, a predicted model, not a curated record